Messenger RNA from Phragmites australis (common reed), 1343 nucleotides. Its product is annotated as E3 ubiquitin-protein ligase SIRP1-like. NCBI's taxonomy places the organism in Eukaryota, Viridiplantae, Streptophyta, Magnoliopsida, Poales, Poaceae. The record is from RefSeq and is a predicted model, not a curated record. Gene Ontology annotation, cellular component: cytoplasm. The transcript is spliced from 2 exons. Bases 150 to 1067 code for a protein of 305 amino acids. Gene Ontology annotation, biological process: protein ubiquitination. Gene Ontology annotation, molecular function: ubiquitin protein ligase activity.
GGGCCGAAAGGGGGCGAACGAGACUGUGGGACAAGGGGAGCCAGCGACUGCGGUGUGCUCGCUCCCGCAACAAAUCCCCAACUCACAAGCGAGCAGAGGAAACAAAGAGCCGAGGAUCCGGAGGCGGAGCCACCCAAGCGAAGCGAGCGAUGUCCGCGUCCGCGCCCUCCCCUCCCGCCGGCGCGGCCGCGCCCCCGCCCGGGUCGUUCUACUGCCACGUGUGCGAGGCCACCGUCUCGCUGCCCGCGCCGCCCUCCCCGCCGCUCCUCCUCUGCCCGCGCUGCAGCGGCGACUUCCUCGAGGAGAACCCUAGCCCCCUCGCGGCCCCGUCCCCUCCCCCGCCGCCGCCGGGCUUCUUCUCCGAUUCCUCCUCCGACCUCUCCGACGACGCCGGCGACAUCGACGACAUCGACCUCGAGAUGGACCCCACCACCGCGCGCGCCUACCUCAGCCGCCUCGUCCACCACCGCCUCUACGACGGGCCCAUCGACGUCGCCGCCGCCGCCGCCGCGGUGUCCGUGCUCCAGCACGGGCACCGCGGAGGGCAGCCGCCCGCGCCGGCCGAGUCCAUCGCCGCGCUGCCCACAGUCGAGGUGCCCGAGCCCGCCGCGGUCUGCGCCAUCUGCAAGGAGGACCUCCCGCUCGCCUCCGCCGCGCGGAAGCUCCCCUGCGCCCACCUCUACCACUCCUGCUGCAUCGUGACGUGGUUGGAGAUGCACAAUUCAUGCCCCGUCUGCCGCUUCCGCCUCCCCUCCUCCGAACCCGAGGUGGCGGCGCCGUCGGAGCAGGAUCCGCCGCCCACGCGGAUCACUAUCCGGUUCACUACCACCAGCCGCCGCCGCGUUCGCACCAACAAUGAUGCGGCAGUUACGGGUCCAGUUUUGGCACCUCCACUCUUGACAGCUCCUAUCUCGGCGUCGCCUACUCAGCUCGCGCAGGCUGUUACCGGGGAAGGAGGUGGUGGACCUGCCAAUAGCGGUGAGACUGUGUCGUCCGAGUGGCCACCACACCCUGAGUCCGAUACAGUCAUGUCAGAGGCUCGCGAAGGGGAUGGCUUUUUUGAUUGAGCCAAAGCUUCGAGUUAUCAGGUGAUAAGGUAGCUAUUGUUAGCUGUCAGACAACAAGAGUAGAAAGAAGGCCGCCAUAUGCCUGGUCCUUCCGGUUGCUACCUUUGCUCAGGCGAGGUUCCUCCGCAAAGUGCCAUUCUUGCUGGAUGAUAGCAUGUUGUUACAUGCUAAAUUAAGUUGUCCUGUGCAGAGACCAAGGGAAUCGGUGCAUUGCUUCUCAGUACCAUGUAUAUUGGUUAAACUUAUUUCUUUCGCAAUAAAUAUGUACAUUUGGCA